CAGACUAAACGGGUCAGCAGAGGAAAAAACCUGCCCCCGAAUUCAAACAGAGAUCUGCUGAGUUUUGGAGAGAAGAGACCCUGUUGGAUUUACAAACCGAGAUCCAGCUUUUAUUUUCAUUUAUUGAAAGGACUUUCUUUUUUUGCAACAAGUCAGACCUGCACAUAACUUUAAACAAGUGUUGCACUGGAUUUGAUCCCUUUUUAGAUUUGUAUGCGUGUGCGUAAUUUCGAGGACAGUUUUGUGGAAGUUCAAAUACUUGGUGUUUGUAGCUUGUAGUGGAAAAUCUCUUAAAGGAUUUAUUUUGCUUCCUCGUAGAGACGUUUAUUAUCAAUUUGUGUUUCCACUUGUCGGAUUUCACAGUUGUAUGAUGAGGUUUUUACACGUUUCCAUUGGGUUAUUCGCCGCUAUGUGCGUCGGCGCGGUGCACGGCUCCUGGGAGGAGAGCACCGUGGUGCCGGUCAGACUAGACCCGAUGGCCCGGUCGGAGAGCGAAACCGAACCGUGGCGGACUCUCUCCGCGGAGGAGAAGGAGAAGGAGGCGGAGAUGAGGGAGUACAGGUUGGACGUGUUCGGCAAGGAGCUGGUCUUGCAGCUAGAGCCCGACCAGACCUUCUUGGCGCCCAGUUUUGUUUUCCACGUUGUGGGGAGUCCUGAGUCCGAACCGACACGGGAACCCAAGAGCGGAGCUGAGCCGGGUUGUUUCUUCUCCGGCACGGUGAACGGAGAGGAACACUCUGCCGCGGCGCUCAACCUGUGCCACGGACUCCGGGGAGGAUUCUACUUUCAAGGGGAAGAGUAUUUUAUUCAGCCCCUUAACUCGAGUGGCUUCGUGGGCACCGAGGAGGAUGUCCACGCGAUUCGCCGGAGAGGUCGGGCAGCUUUGGCUGAGGAGGGUAGCUCCAAGUGCGGGGUCAACGAGGACGAGGACAGGGUGCCAAAGAAUCUGGAGAAAGAAGACAAGCCCGGAGCCGCUAACGCAGGCCAGACAGACCACCACAGAACCAGACGUUUCGUUUCCACCCCUCGCUACAUGGAGAUCAUGCUCGUGGCCGACCAGUCCAUGGCUGAGUUCCACGGCGCCGGGCUCAAGCCCUACCUCCUGACCAUCAUGGCGGUGGCUUCCCGUCUCUACCGCCACCCCAGCAUCCACAACUCCAUCAGCCUGGCGGUGGUGAAGCUGCUGGUGGUGUACGAGGAGGAGCGAGGCCCUCAGGUGUCAACAAACGCCGCCAUGACCCUCCGCAACUUCUGCCAGUGGCAGCGGCAGCACAACCCACCCAGUGACCGCCACCCUGAGCAUUAUGACACCGCUGUGCUCUUCACCAGGACGGACCUGUGUGGUGCCCACUCUUGCGACACUCUGGGCAUGGCAGAUGUUGGCACCGUGUGCGACCCUGACAGAAGCUGCUCAAUCAUUGAGGACGAUGGGCUGCAAGCGGCAUUCACUGUGGCACAUGAACUGGGCCACGUCUUCAACAUGCCCCACGACGAUGCCCAGAUGUGCUCCGGGGUCAACGGUGCCCAUUGGGGCUCCCACAUGAUGGCCUCCACCCUGUCCAACCUGGACCAGCAGGAGCCAUGGUCCCCGUGCUCCGCCCUCAUGAUCACCACCUUCCUGGACAACGGCCAUGGUCAGUGCCUGCUGGAUAAACCGGUCAAACCUCAGCCGCUCCCCCUGCCCCUGCCCGGGACGGUGUAUGACGCAGACCACCAGUGUCGGCUUACCUUUGGCGACGACUCCCAGCACUGCCCCGACCUGAGCACCACGUGCGCAGCUCUGUGGUGCACCGUGACGACGUCCAAUGGUUUGCUGGUGUGCCAGACUAAGAACUUCCCCUGGGCUGAUGGGACGGCGUGCGGGCAUGACAGCUACUGCCUGGCCGGCCAGUGUCUCACUAAGAGCCAAGCCGCCAAACACCAGACUGCUGUCAAUGGUGGUUGGGGGUUGUGGGGUCCCUGGGGCGACUGCUCUCGGACGUGCGGUGGAGGGGUGCAGUAUUCCUUCCGUUCCUGUGACAACCCUUUGCCCAAGAACGGGGGCAAGUACUGCGAGGGCAAGAGGAUCCAGUACCGCUCCUGCAACACGGACGCCUGCCCCGACACCAACGGCCUGUCCUUCCGCGAGGAACAGUGCCUGGCCCACAACGACAUGUCAGCCCAAGUGUCGCUGGGUUCGGGCGAGGGUGUCGAGUGGGUGCCCAAGUAUGCCGGAGUUUCACCCAAAGACCGCUGCAAGCUGGUGUGCCGGGCCAAGGGGACUGGAUACUUCUUUGUCCUCAAAUCGAAGGUGGCUGAUGGUACACCCUGCAGCCCAGACUCCACCUCGGUCUGUGUCCAAGGCCAGUGUGUCAAGGCGGGAUGUGAUCGCGUCAUCGGCUCCAACCGGCGCUUUGACAAGUGCGCUGUGUGUGGAGGAGACGGCUCGACCUGCAAGAAAGUGUCCGGCUAUCUGGAGCGUUCCAGGCCUGGUUACCAGGAUGUUGUCACCAUCCCUGCCGGCGCCACACACCUGGACGUCAAGCAGCGUGCCCCAGGCAACGGCCGUCAUGAUAACAGCUACUUGGCAGUGCGUCGCCAGGAUGGCACCCAUCUGUUAAAUGGCGACUACAAGCUGAUGACCAUGGAGACCGACAUCGCCGUGGAAGGGGCACUGUUGCGGUACAGCGGCUCCUCCGCCACACUGGAGCGCAUCCGCAGCUUUGCGCCGCUCCCCGAGCCCCUCACCAUCCAGGUGCUGUCCGUGGGGGAAGCCCCGAGGCCCCGGGUGAAGUUCAGCUAUUUUUCCCCGAGACCCAACAAUGCCGCUUCAGCCUCCAACAGCAAUGGAGGCCGCCGCCAUUCCAUCAACGCCAUCAGGGAGGUGGUGGAGCCCGAGUGGACCCUGGGGAGUUGGGGUCCGUGCUCCCAGACCUGUGACGGAGGCGUGCAGCAGAGAGAGGUGGUGUGUCUCGAUCCCCAGGGCCGUCCCUCCAGAGACUGCCCGGAGGAGCUGCGCCCCUCGGCCUCUCGGUCCUGCGCCACCCAGUCCUGUCCCUCCUGGCUUCUCGGAGAGUGGUCGGUGUGCUCCAAGACCUGCGGCCGGGGCUUCCGCAAGCGCCAACUGCGCUGCAUCGGCCACGACGGGCGCACGCUAACCCAUGACAGCUGUGACCCCAAAGACCGGCCGCGACCCCUGCUGGAACUGUGCAAUCAGAGAGCCUGUUAAGGAGUGGUCCCGCAAUCGAAAACCUCCUUUCACACACCCGGCUUUCAGAAAAACACCAGAUAACAACUCUGACCUUCACUAAAGAGGCAGAUGAAUGUUUACAUCCAGAGCACAAGCGGCUUUCGUGGGUUCCACGUAGUCCGACGGUCCCACGAUGGGUCCACAACGACUGCAGGCAGCAAAGGCCAAUUUGUACCCAUUCCCUCCAUCCAUUUUGGGGCCAGACGUUGCUCCACAGUGGCACUGCCUCCUGGUCGAAGCAAUAAAGACUGAUUACAGCUCGCUGCCGGUCUGGCCCCCAGAGCAACAUUAUGCACAUUAUGCCUCCCAUUAGGGGAAAGAGAGAAAGCAUGGACAUUCCUGAUUUCCUAAAGGAGCAUGCUGCUUACCGUGCCAAUGUCACGCUUAUGUGUGUGUGUGUGUGUGUGUGCCUGAGUGAGUGUGAGACUGCGUGCAAGCGCGUGUGUGUGUCAACUUUUUAAUGCAUGUAUGUGAUGUUUGUCCAAGCUGGGCUGGACGGACACAUAAAGUGGUUUGGGGGUCGGGGAUGUUAUUGCAGAGUAUAUAAAGAAACAAAAUGAAAGAGAUUAGCUCAUAUUCUACUUACUAGCCCCAUCAGGUAUGGAAAAUAAGAUAGCUAAUAGUCAUAGUGUUUAUGUUUAAGCCAGUUUAUUUAUAACAAACCUGUAGCACUCUUUGUUUUUUGCCAGCGGCACAUUGUAACACCCGGUUGUCUCUAAAGGCCUCAGUAUGCCGUACUUUGCCCUUUAGCCAUAUCUUGCCCUCGUCUACACAGCCUUCAAUGAGGGAACUCUUCAAAGACCAAAGAGGAGUGUCUGUGUGUGUGAGUGACUGUGUGUGUGUGUGUGUGUGUGUGUGUGUGUGUGUGUGGUGUGUGUGUGGAGACCUAAAGAGGGACUUGUCUCCUGCUACUACUUCAUAAGUAAGUCUCUCCUGCCUUCUGCGAAGGCACCUCGGUUUUUUUUUCUAUCAAGUCUUUUCCUUUUGUACAGAAUAUCCAAACAUUAUUUAUUUUUGUACAGCCUGUUAAUAUAAUCAUGUGGCUUUUUUUUUUAAUAUUAUUUUUUA
Molecule: messenger RNA, 4297 nt
Organism: Cyclopterus lumpus (lumpfish)
Lineage: Eukaryota; Metazoa; Chordata; Actinopteri; Perciformes; Cyclopteridae
Gene: adamts1
Product: ADAM metallopeptidase with thrombospondin type 1 motif, 1
Biological process (GO): extracellular matrix organization; proteolysis
Cellular component (GO): extracellular matrix
Molecular function (GO): zinc ion binding; metalloendopeptidase activity
Source: RefSeq, a predicted model, not a curated record